Molecule: messenger RNA, 429 nt
Organism: Entrophospora sp. SA101
Lineage: Eukaryota; Fungi; Glomeromycota; Glomeromycetes; Entrophosporales; Entrophosporaceae
Source: the annotation of a GenBank genome assembly
AUGGAAAUACAUGUAAAUCCACCUUUACCAACAGAAACUAUUUUUAUUAACCUUAAUCUCGAUGAAGCCAUUAACGACACACCCAAAUUUCGUGUAAAUGUUAGAAGGUUUGAGGAACAGGUUGAUCAUUUUGAAAAAUGGUUAGAACUUUAUUUAAAAUCAUUAAAACAUUUUAUAGAAGAGUCUAUCAAAUUUAUUGAGGCGAGUAAUGUUUUGGCCAAACGUUCAAUACCUUCUUCAUCAGAAGAUGCAUUAUUAGAUCACGAUUUCACACUUCCUGCAGCUAGAAUCUUUGCAGAUACAUUUCAAACAACCUUAGCAUUUAAACAAAAAUUAAAUGGAACGUUAGAACACACUGAUUGUCACAAUCCUAGAGUUUAUGCCUUAUUUACUCCACGUGUAAAAGAUGCAGUAGUCAGUACUACAUGA